AUGCAAUUCCAUAUUUCUUGCUUUGAUGUAUUGGGUAAUUGUCAUUCGGCUAAGAAGGUCACUUUAGCAAUUAAUUUACCUCUUUUUACUCGUGUAGCUUCCUCAUGUGCCAGUUCUCAUAACAGAGACUAUGUUCCUUCUGCACUCGAUUUUCUUAGGUUCAUCUUUUGCCAUGGGCCAAACAGGCUCCAGAUGCAUGACCAUGCAAGAUGGCUAGAUGUCUUAUAUCCGCCUAGUAUCAAUGCUGCACCAACGAUAGAGGCAAGUCCUCCGAAUGCUGCUCGGGAUUCUUUGCGAGCUCUUCUGCUUCUUACUCUUUUCGCCUUGACCUUCGCUUCAGCCAUGGCACGUAUGCACACAAUUAUUUUUAUUUGUUUUAGUUUUGAAAUCAGCUAUAAAAUUUUUCUCAAUUUUCAGUUAGCAACUGUCUUACGUGGUGAAUGGGCCAGAAAUCACAUAGCAAGCUUCAUAUCUUGCAUAGGAGGUGGUGUAUUUCUCGCAACCUGUUUGUUGGAUUUAUUGCCAGAAGCAUUGGAAUCGUACGAGAAGGCAGGAUUUGAGUCCAACUUUCCUGUAGCUGAAGCUGCUGUUGCUGGAGGGUUGUUAAUGGUUUUGGCAAUAGAGCAAGUAGUUCUGGAAAUGCAAGAUCGGGGGUACCUUGUCUCGGGCCAUCUCCAUUCGCACAACAACGAAGAUGACAGGCAGCUACUUGCUCAUUCCUCAUCCGUUACGCAUGAGGAAGACACCAACCCUACAUUAGGUGUCUGCCUUCUUGUCUUGGCGUUAUCUCUACAUGCUUUAUUCGAAGGACUUUCUUUAGCAGUUAUAACGGAUGCUACAAAGUUGUUAGAGGUUGCCAUCAAGCUGAUUUCUCGUUUUUGGCUUUCACUCGAA
This is a messenger RNA of Strongylus vulgaris, 894 nucleotides long. The record is from the annotation of a GenBank genome assembly. NCBI's taxonomy places the organism in Eukaryota, Metazoa, Nematoda, Chromadorea, Rhabditida, Strongylidae.